Molecule: messenger RNA, 4243 nt
Organism: Linum trigynum
Lineage: Eukaryota; Viridiplantae; Streptophyta; Magnoliopsida; Malpighiales; Linaceae
Source: the annotation of a GenBank genome assembly
GUUGAGUCGGGAUCGAUAGUGCUGUAGAAUCAGAAUGGCCACCAUGAAACAAGAUCAAUGCACAGAACAGUUGGGCAAUAGUCAGAUUUCUGAGAAUCCACCAUGGCUCUAUAUACUCAACGAGAAAAUUGGAGGCUGGGUUGAUAGUUACCUAAUAAAACAGAAGACUAGACUAGAGGAUUAAGUGAAAGUCACUGUACUGCAAGAAAGAUUCCAUCUUGAGGCCACUGCAAAGAUCCAGAAUUGUUCACUUCUGAGGCAGUGGUUCCCGACCACCUCAGAUCUCCUCUAUCCAUAUCAACGGGCUCGAUUCGUUUGCUCAUUCAUAAUUUCCCAGCACGAUCAUGCCAAGAAACCUUGUUGUUGUGCAAGCACCUGAAUUUUAAUAAGACGCCGUACUAGAAUCAAACCAAUCAACCGAAAUCCUGUCUAGUUACUCCAUGCUUACAGUCUCUACCCUCUUUAAAGUACCUUCUCACCCAAGAGACUGGUGGAUAGGUUGUGUUUAUUUGUCUCCCUUUCCUUCUCCAGCUGAGGCUCGUUGUCUGAAUGAACAGAAAUUGAAGUGCUGGUGGAGGAGCUUCAAACAUGGCUCCAUAAUGAGCAGUUUUGAACAGUGAGCAGUGUGGUAUUUCCCCCAAUCACCUCGUAUACAGCAAGCAAUGAAGAAAAAAACAGCAAGGUUACCAGAGGCUUCUGCUCAAGAUAAUGGCAUCAAGUUGAAAAAGAGACCAUGUUCCUUUCCAGUCACUAAGCUGGAACUUCAUCCGUGCUUCGACUCUUUCAGCUUGUGUCUGAUAGUAAAGAAAACACAAGCUUCACAAUUAAUAAUAGCCAGAACAAGAGAUAAGAGCACAGCAGACUGGAUUUCUCAUCAUAUAAUCAGUUGCCAGAUGACUUCAAGAGUAUGUCAACUUCCAGUAGAACUCCCCCAGUGUCUCAGACUCUCAGUAUAUCUUAAUCAAUCAGCACAUAUGAGCUGAGAAAACCAUUCAGAAAUAGUGACGAUAUACCUAAGGUACGUCCUAAGGUUCUUAUCUACCAAGACUUCUUCAGAAAUAAUGACGAUAUUACCGAUCACAUGCCAAACUACAUUUUAUUGCACCAGUUACACCCCUACAUCCAUACUUCUAAUUAUUUUUCCAGAUGAGUAACAAUUCAUCUUAGAUUAGAGGUCAGGGAGCACAGCGAGUUCGGAUGAGCGGAUAGCUGCUGCUGCUGUUGCCAGAUCUGAAUUCUGAAGGGAAAGUAUCGAAGAUCUGAAGGUAAAGGACAGCCUCAGAAGUUCUGUAAUUUACUUGGUGACCACAUAUGUGGCUGACAUUUGCCUCCCGUUGAAACACAUUGACCCUACAUGGCGGGCAAAACAAAAUCUUCCAAAUCCCAUCUGGCACAUUUUCAACCUCUACUACCUUCAGCAAGAAUCUUACCCCUCAAAAACCCACAUCCACUAUCAAACCCCAAUAGCCAAUGAGCAGCUGCCGACGUGUAGAUUUCCCCAAUCCACAACAUCUCCACAGACCCAAACUUCCCAUAUAAACUCCCCCAACUUCUCUGCAAUUCCCACAACCUCAAAAAACAACUCAUCAUAAACCAGCAGCAACAAAGCUUCAACCUUUCUCAGCCAUGGCAACCUCUGCAUUCCAACAGUCUGCAUUCGCUGGCCAAACUGCUCUCAAGCAGGCUGAUGGGCUCCUUCGCAAGUUUGGUUCUUUUGGCGAAGGCCGGAUCAACAUGCGCCGGACUGUGAAAAGUGUUCCCCAGAGCAUUUGGUAUGGAGCAGACCGUCCCAAGUACUUAGGUCCAUUCUCUGAGCAAACCCCAUCAUACCUGACUGGAGAAUUCCCCGGUGACUAUGGCUGGGACACUGCUGGACUAUCAGCAGACCCUGAGACGUUCGCCAAGAACCGUGAGCUCGAGGUGAUCCACUGCAGAUGGGCUAUGCUUGGAGCACUAGGCUGUGUCUUCCCUGAGGUCCUCUCCAAGAACGGCGUGAAAUUCGGCGAAGCAGUCUGGUUCAAAGCUGGAGCUCAAAUCUUCUCAGAGGGCGGUCUGGAUUACCUUGGCAACCCAAACCUUAUCCACGCGCAGAGCAUUCUUGCGAUCUGGGCUUGCCAGGUUGUGCUCAUGGGAUUCAUUGAGGGCUACAGAGUUGGCGGUGGACCUCUUGGCGAGGGACUUGACCCGCUCUACCCCGGUGGGGCUUUCGACCCUCUUGGUUUGGCUGAUGACCCCGAAGCAUUCGCUGAGUUGAAGGUCAAGGAAAUCAAGAAUGGCCGCCUGGCUAUGUUCUCCAUGUUUGGAUUCUUCGUUCAGGCCAUUGUUACUGGAAAAGGUCCCAUUGAGAACCUUUUCGACCAUGUUGCUGACCCAGUAGCGAACAAUGCCUGGGCUUUCGCCACCAACUUCGUCCCUGGGAAAUGAACAGAACUAAAGAAUGAUCCCUUCAAUCUUGUAAUAGCUGAGAACUCUGAAGUUUCUUUGUGAAACUACUGUGUAACUUUGAACUGAAGCAAGUGCAUGGAAUGGAACUUUCUACUUCCUGCUGUCCCAAUGCAAAUUUUAGUCAUGAAAAUAUGGAAGGAUUAUAAAGAUGCAUAAAACCCAUAAGAGGUUCUUGCCAGUUGCCAGUCUGCUGCAGCAUCUAAACUAGGUGAGUUUCUCCGCAUUCAGAGUGGGUCUGAGUUUAGUUCCUCAUAAGAGUGGCAGUUACUCAACCUGGUGUUGUAGAUAACAGGAAGGAGAAAUCUCUGGGGCUUCUAACCCAUAAUUUUGUCAAGCUUUUCCUUUGUUCUGAUGUGAGUUGCAGGCAUUACGGUUUAUGCUUGUGAAACUGUCUGUUUCAACUAAACUGCUUGGCUGGUGCUGACAAUGAAAUGCACAUUUCAGUCGGAGUUAAUAUCUCUUGAUGAUUCUGCAAAACUACUGCUUGGAGAUGGCCAUAGUAUGUCAGAUAUUGCGAAGUGAGUUCUAACUUCUAGCUCCACUCUUGCAUUUAGCCUCUCGUAUCCCAGCUUGUUAUCUGUUGCUUUAUUUUAAACAAAUUCCAUCUGUUCUGUGAAUCUGGAGCCAAAGUUAUCACCACAGUUGCUAGUUUGAGCAUUGCGCAGUUAGAUUUCUUGUCGCGUUGUAAGCUUGAUGUUGGUUAUGGAUGCAGACUCAUACUGUAGAUUCCAGGAAAUCUGCAUUAGACAAGGAGGGUUAAACGAAAACCACACCAACAGCAUUACAAGCGCUGCUGCAUCUCUUCCUAAUUGUGAACCAAGGAAAAGGGUGUUUGGUGCAGAUGCUACAAAUAUUAGUUUCAAGAGAAACAAGCUUGAUUCUUCAGCUUGCAACUACAAUAAAAUCCAGAAUAUUAAGAUGUAUAAUGGUACAAGUGAAAUCAAAGGUUGUGAUUGGAUGUGAGGGAUGCAACCUGAGCCAGGAUUCAUUUUAGGGGUCAAGGAGUUACUAAUUUGGUCCCUUUGCACCAGCUGCUGUCUUCAGAGACAGUGAUCCUCAGGUUUGUGAUUGGGAGGCUCUGGCCUCCACUUUCAGCCCUCAAUAUCAUAAUCAAGGUGAAAAUCCCACCAUAUCGCUCGCUAGCUUAAACCAGAAUAAACUUGGAAAGCAAAUCCGAUUCUUCGGUAGUCCUAAUAUGGCAAUUUGCUUUACAAUUGCUGCAGCUCUGAAACGCCUGUUUGUUCAUGGAAACAUGGCAAUCAUGGUACCUUCCCUUCCUGAAUUCGAAGCUACAUCCCGCCCCCAGAAACUAGCAACUGCAAACACACAAUCAAGAAGCUAUCAGAAGCAGACCCUUCAAAUGGAUGCCACAAAGAACCACAUUACCUUAACUGAAAACCCUCAUGCAAUUAAACCAUACCCUCAACAAAGCUUUCAGAUAUGGAGAAAAGAACAAAUUCAGAAGCCUGAGUUGCGGAUAUAGGGGUUCAGACGACGCGGGGUUGAGGGGAAAGAACAUAGCAGUUGCAUCGUGAUUGAGGGGUCGAGAUCAACCGGGAAGUUGGGUCGAGAUAGGAGAAGAAAAAGGGGAGCUACUUCGGGAUCGAGGGUUUCGAUAUUGAGCUGAAUUUAAUCUUUCUUUCUCUACUUCCAUCUUUAAUUUAUAAUGCUCUUUAUCAUAUAGAAAUCUCCCAAAGCCGAUUUGGACUCAGAUGAGUGUACUGAGUAAUUGCCACGAAAGAGAAGCUUUGGCAGCCGAUGAGGAAGUAUCUGUGGAGAAUGAAUGGAGAUCAGGAAA